AUGAAAGUGGGAGUUUCUGCUAGCAGAAUCUUGUCACAAAGUAGCCGCACAGUUCAUCUCAUCUCUAGACCCCAUUACUUUACCUCACAAAGACCGCGCAGCGCAUUCGCAACAACUCGAUACCCAAUUUCUGAACUUCGGAAUAUCCGAACCUUUAACACCAUGUCUGCCAGCGCGACUGAACAACCACAAGCAACGCCGCCGUCGGCAGCACCAUCAACGGAGGAUGCUACUCCAGCGAAGCCUGAGUUACCACCUCUGACUCCGGCCGAGUUCAAAGUCUACAACCAAAUGGCAGAAAAGAUGAAUUACUUUCACAACCACUUCCGCCACCAAUGGACCCUCCUCCACACAGCAGCCUCGACAGGCCGCCGCCCCCAAAACAUGUCCCUCAAGCAAUUCCUCGACACCGGCCUGCAGUUCACCCGCCACCUCACGGCCCACCACGGCAUCGAAGAAGCCCACGUCUUCCCCAUGCUCGCCCGCCGCAUGCCCGAGUUCCGCACCGGCGGCCGCGGCGGCGGCGCGGAGCUCCUCCGCCAGCACAAGCAGAUCCACGACGGCAUGGACAAGUUCGAGGCCUACCUGCGCGCCUGCCGCGACCGCGAGACGGAGCUCGAGCUCGGCGUCCUGAAGGAGAAGAUGGACAGCUGGGGGGAGGUGCUCUGGACGCACCUCGAUCAAGAGGUGGAGACGUUGGGGGCGGAGAAUAUGAGAAAGUAUUGGACGAUGGAGGAGGUGAGGAGGAUGCCCAUGUGA
Messenger RNA from Colletotrichum abscissum, 759 nucleotides. RefSeq lists its product as uncharacterized. The record is from RefSeq and is a predicted model, not a curated record. The coding region runs from base 1 to 759 and encodes 252 amino acids. Lineage: Eukaryota; Fungi; Ascomycota; Sordariomycetes; Glomerellales; Glomerellaceae. The transcript is spliced from 2 exons.